CAUUCAUUCCCGCAGUAGGAGGUGGGUGGGUAUGGGGUUGCCCUGGAAACCAGGGGUGGAGCAGCUGCUAUAAAAGUUGGACGGCUGUGCAUCGCAUUAAUUCUUUCACUGUAAUUUGGUAGUUUACAAGGGGAAAAAUCUAAGGUUAACAAAUAUUUAUAUUCUCGCUUUGGGAUAUCAAUAAAGAAGACCUUCGAACUUUGAAUAAUGUGUGGGAUUUUUGCUUACCUGAAUUACCGAGUACCACGGACAAGGAAGGAAAUCUUUGAUACACUAGUUAAAGGACUGCAGAGACUUGAGUAUCGGGGAUAUGAUUCCGCGGGUGUUGCUGUCGAUGGUCCAAGGAAAGAAGGCAAUGGCAGCAUUUGCCUGUUUAAGAAAAGAGGGAAGGUGACAGCCCUGGAUGAAGCUCUCUGCAAAAAUGACUCCAUCUACCUGGAUGCUGAGCUGGAUAUACACUUUGGCAUUGCUCACACCCGCUGGGCGACACAUGGAGAGCCCAGUGCUGUCAACAGCCACCCGCACCGAUCUGACAAAAACAACGAGUUUGUUGUUAUACAUAAUGGCAUAAUCACCAAUUACAAAGAACUCAGGAAGUACCUGAAUUCCAAAGGCUAUGAGUUUGAGUCUGACACCGACACAGAGGUCAUCCCCAAGCUGAUCAAGUAUCUCUAUGACAACCGGGAGAACGAUUAUGUGUCCUUCUCCACCCUGGUGGAGCGCGUAAUCCAACAGCUGGAGGGGGCCUUCGCUCUUGUUUUCAAAAGCAUUCACUUCCCAGGAGAGGCUAUCGCCACAAGGAGAGGAAGUCCUCUGCUGAUUGGAGUGCGCAGCAAGUAUGAGUUGUCCCGGGACCAGAUCCCCAUCCAGUACAACAAUGGAGACUUCAUCGCGAAGAAAAACUUCCGCAACAGAGUUGACAGCAGCACAUCCCUACAUUCCGUCUGUGACAGAAAGGCAGUGGAAUUCUAUUUCGCUUCUGAUGCCAGCGCCAUCAUCGAGCACACCAACAAGGUGGUGUACCUGGAAGACGAUGACAUUGCCGCGGUGGCCGAGGGCAAGCUGUCCCUGCACCGCGUGAGCCGAUGCGCGGGUGAGGAGUCCGCCCGGGUCAUCCAGACCCUGCAGAUGGAGCUGCAGCAGAUCAUGAAAGGGAACUUCAAGGCCUUUAUGCAAAAGGAGAUUUUUGAGCAGCCUGAGUCAGUAUUCAACACAAUGAGAGGACGGAUUUGCUUUGACACAAAUACAGUGGUGCUGGGAGGGUUAAAUGAUCAUUUGAAGGAAAUUAGGCGAUGCCGCCGCCUGAUCAUAAUUGGCUGUGGGACCAGUUUCCAUGCUGGAGUGGCGACGCGUCAAAUCCUGGAGGAGCUGACUGAGCUCCCGGUCAUGGUGGAGUUGGCCAGUGACUUCCUGGACCGCAUCACACCUGUGUUCAGAGACGACGUCUGUUUCUUCAUAAGCCAGUCAGGUGAGACUGCAGACACCCUGAUGGCUUUAAGGUACUGUCAAGGGCGUGGUGCACUCACUGUAGGAGUGACCAACACAGUGGGCAGCUCCAUCUCCAGAGAAACCGACUGCGGUGUUCACAUCAACGCAGGACCUGAAAUUGGAGUGGCCAGCACCAAGGCCUACACCAGUCAGUUUGUGGCGCUCAUCAUGUUUGCCCUGAUGAUGAGUGAGGACAGGCUGUCUCUGCAGAAGAGGAGGCUGGAGAUCAUCAGUGGCCUGCGCCAGCUUCCAGCGCUGAUAAAACAGGUCCUGGCUCUAGAUGAGCACAUUAAAAGCAUGGCAGAGGAGCUGUACCAGCAGAGGUCCCUACUGGUCAUGGGCCGUGGAUACAACUACGCCACCUGUCUGGAGGGGGCACUGAAAAUAAAGGAGAUCACCUACAUGCACUCAGAGGGCAUCCUGGCUGGGGAGCUGAAGCAUGGGCCGCUGGCCCUCAUCGAUAAGGACAUGCCUGUCAUCAUGGUAGUCAUGAGAGAUGCCUGCUACACCAAAUGCCACAACGCACUGCAGCAGGUCACAGCCAGACAGGGGCGACCCAUCAUCAUAUGCUGCCGUGACGACCCUGAGAUCUCCAAGUGUGCCUAUAAGACCAUCGAGGUCCCUCAGACGGUGGACUGCCUACAGGGCAUCCUCAGCGUCAUCCCCCUGCAGCUCAUGUCCUUCCACCUGGCUGUGCUCAGAGGAUUCGAUGUGGACUGCCCCAGGAACUUGGCAAAAUCUGUGACUGUGGAGUAACAUCUGCCAUAAUGCAGAACACGGACAAACUGGAGAAAGAAGUUAAGAAACUAAAGUGCAAUCAUAAUUUUGUGUUUACUAUGUGUGGGGGUGGGUGGAAGGGAGAAAGAAAGUGUGUGUGUCCGUUUACAAUUACUGUCAUUUUCUGUCCCGAUGACCAAAUUCUGAAGACAACAUUCCGGGCAAAAUUAAAUGGAAUCAGUGAAUGUUUUACAUUUUUUAUUUUUUAAAGAGUUAAUUAUUUAAAUGAUUUGUAUAAUUUUAGUGCCUUUUUACUUUAAGGACUUAAUGUGACUUUUUCCUCCAAGAAGUGACGGGGAUUCUAAACUGUGCCUUUGGGUCUGCUCUUUGCUUUUAAUUUGCAAAGAUGCUGAAGUUUGAUGUGAACUUAAUGAUGGUAUCAUAUGAGGUGCGUCUUAAAGAAUAAUGUUUCAGCCUUUGUUUGUCUUAUAUGUAAUCAUGUUCUAUUUUAUGUUGUAUAUAGAGUAAUAUAUACAUGAAGGAAUCAUUCAUUUUAUAUUGGUGGUUUUGCAUGUGAAAUGCCACACUUCAUUUUCAUAUUUCAGAGAUCGGACUAGUGAAGGCAACGUUUUGCAAGUGCAUGAAAUACAGGCUCAAUACUGGUUACAUUUCCUUUCAAAAGGGUAGCAUUGAACUGUGUGCUUUUGGACUGUUGAACAUACCAUCUGUCAUGGUAGUCAUCAUCAUAAAUGGCAGUAAUGGUUAUGUACCGGCCCUCACUGACUGUGCCAAUCACUUGGUUUAUAUUCCAUUAAGUUUUUGAUUCAUUUUUGUCCUGUACUCUACUAUUUUCAUUCCAACUCUGUAGUUUUUGGUUAUGUUCAGUAUGAUAAUAUCACUGUCAUUCCUUUUGUCCACCUGUCAGUCUGCCAUAAACCAACCUCAGUGAUCUCGGUAUAUGGAAGAUUUUCUCUGCUAAGGCAAUUUGAUGACCACCCUUUUGCAUCAGCCACAGGUUCAAUACAGUUGAAGCUGUGUGGUUAUGAAAUCGUUACUAUACCAAUGAUCACAGGGCCAAUCAAUAUGGCCUGUUGGGUGGAAUGUUCUAGUUUUUUUUCUGUUGUUCUUGGGACAGAACAGAUAUCAUUGAUUACAUGAAGAAAGCUUUAAACUAUGCAGUCAAUUAUUUUGUGAUAAUGUGCGUGUAGUUCUUACUGCAGACCUGUUUUAAAUGAACAGAUUAACUAAAUUCAGCUAAAUCAGACAUUUUAAUUAUUCAUGUACCAAAGAAUUGGGCUGGAGAUAUUAAGGAUUCCUAAUCUACUACCUGGACAUCUCUUCUGAAGAUGGCCUUUGAUCUUGUUGAUCAUAAAUAAUAUAGCGUACUGUACAGUUUGUAUACCAACUUAUCCAGGGCAUUGAUAUGUUAAUAGACUCAAGUGCCUUUUUUUUUCCUUCACCGUGUCUCUCAGUCUAUGAGCUUGCGGAACCAGAUGUUGCACAUGUGUCUGGAAACAGUUGUAUAAAUGUUUGGCUUAAAGAUGUGUGAGAUCUAUCACAUGAACCUCUUACCUUAGUUUGACAUUUUUAAACUAUUCAGUCGGCUCAUGAAGGUGGGGUUGACGGUAAGAGUGCAGUGAGUUUGAUCAUAAGACUUGGAGCCUGCCUUGCCAACCAAUAUGUUGGUUUGCCGUACCAUCCAAAUAUAAAAAUGGGUAGGUAGGUAAAUAUACUUUUUGACUCCUAAUCACCAAACAAAUGUAGCAAAUAGUAUUCUUCUAGUCAUCUAAUAGGUCCUCUUUGCUAGUACUAAGAAAUGGCUGUUGUGCCGUCUGUGAAGUUAUAGGUUAUAUUCGGCAGAUCAAACAACAGGGGGGAAUAAAUUAGGUCGGGCCCAAUUUGAUUGAGUCUGUCGGGUUGCGGCAAACCCACAUAACUUCAAGGAUUGCCUUGUCAGUUACAGAUUUCUUCACACAUUCACAACCCCAAAUUCCAAUACGUUGUCUCCAAAACUGUGACAAAUUCACACCUGGCAAGACUACUAGCAGAUGAAUUUGUGAAGAAUAUUCUCUAAACUGUAAGGACUCUUUUCUUUUUUCUGUCUUUUGUCAUUUUUUUUAUACUCAUAUAUCAUUCUCUGUGGUGGUAAUCAGUAACGCUUGUGGAACAGUGCAGCACAGUACAUGAACAUCACAACAGCAUGGUACAUCAGGACAUCAGUGCAGGCCUACUCACAUGCUCUUCUAGCAGUGGCCUCAUCCUGGGGGAACAUAGCAUGAACAUUUUCAGACUUUUGGAAAGGAUUCACUUCCUCUUCAGACAGAAAUGUGACGAAUUGCUGUAUUUGGUACGUUUCUAUUGAAUGACGAUGAUUUUAAUUAAAGAUUACCAUGUUUACACCAUG
Molecule: messenger RNA, 4609 nt
Organism: Clupea harengus (Atlantic herring)
Lineage: Eukaryota; Metazoa; Chordata; Actinopteri; Clupeiformes; Clupeidae
Gene: gfpt2
Product: glutamine--fructose-6-phosphate transaminase 2
Biological process (GO): carbohydrate derivative biosynthetic process; UDP-N-acetylglucosamine metabolic process; protein N-linked glycosylation
Molecular function (GO): L-glutamine:D-fructose-6-phosphate transaminase (isomerizing) activity; carbohydrate derivative binding
Source: RefSeq, a predicted model, not a curated record